CUCUCUCUCUCUCUCUCUCUCUCUCUCUCUCUCUGCGCGUGUGUUUGUGUGUGUUUGUUCGUGCGUGUGUGCGCGCGUCUCUCUCUCUGUGUGUGUGUGUGUGUGAGAGAGAGAGAGAGCGAGAGAGCGAGCGAGCGUGUGUGUGUUUGUGUGUGUGAGCGAGUGUAUGCGCGUGCGUGCGCGCGCGCUGUCAUUAUUGCUAUCCAGUCUGCUCCGCGCUCGCGAUGGCCAGAUUCAUUUCGCGUGAGGCAGGAAGGCAGCAGAGCUGUCCCGCUCCCGCUCCGGUUUCCGCUCCUGCUUCCUCACGCGCUCCGGUUCCGGUUCCGUGCAGCCUGUUCGCGCCUGGCCCCGGGGCAGCACCAAGCCCACAGCCGCUCCUCUUCCUGCUCCUCCUCCCCUACCAGCACCAGGUUCUUCCCGAACCCAUGAACGGCUCCGAGUCCAUCUCCAUCCACCCGGAGAACGGCACCAUGAAAGACCAAGACGCGAUCAAACUGUUUAUCGGGCAAAUCCCGCGCAACCUGGAGGAGAAAGACCUGAAGCCACUGUUCGAACAGUUUGGGAAAAUCCACGAACUGACAGUGUUAAAGGACCGAUACACCGGCAUGCACAAAGGUUGCGCAUUCCUCACCUACUGUGCCCGCGAGUCAGCCAUCAAAGCCCAGAAUGCCCUCCAUGAACAGAAGACGCUGCCAGGGAUGACUCGCCCCAUCCAGGUGAAGCCGGCUGACAGCGAGAGUCGUGGAGAAGACAGGAAGCUGUUUGUGGGGAUGCUGAACAAACAACAGACGGAGGAAGAUGUCUAUCGCCUGUUUGAGCCCUAUGGAGUCAUCGAGGAGUGCACAGUGCUAAGAGGUCCUGAUGGGAACAGUAAAGGCUGCGCCUUUGUUAAGUUCUCCACACAUGCUGAAGCUCAGUCUGCAAUCAGUGCGCUGCACGGCAGUCAGACCAUGCCGGGUGCCUCAUCCAGUCUGGUGGUCAAGUUUGCUGACACAGACAAGGAACGCACCAUCCGGCGCAUGCAGCAGAUGGUGGGCCAAUUCGGAAUCUUUAACCCAGCCAUCGCGCUGCCCUUUAGCACGUACAGCAGCUAUGCACAUGCGCUGAUGCAGCAGCAGGCGGCCCUCAUGGCUGCGAGUCACGGUGGAUACCUGACGCCCAGCGUGGCGUUCCCAGCCACCCAGAUCCACCAGAUGGGGGCACUGAACAUCAACAGCCUCCCGCCCACCCCCAUGACCCCGGUGUCGGGUGAGUUUCAUCAGCAUCUGGCAGGCCUUAGCUCACCACCCGCAAACAUCACGUCUUCAGCCGUGCCCAGCAUUGUCACUCCAAUUGUCAACGGCUUCACUGGCAUCCCUCACCAGCCCAACGGCCACCCAGCAGUGGAAACUGUGUAUGCCAACGGCCUGCCCCCUUACUCUACCCAAAGCCCCACUGCUGCAGACACAAUGCAGCAGGCCUUCACUGGGGUGCAACAGUACACAGCAAUCUACCCGGCGACCACACUGACCCCUAUUGGCCAAAGCUUGCCACCACCACAGCAGGUCAUCCAGCAGCAGCAGCAGAGGGAAGGCCCUGAAGGCUGCAACCUCUUCAUCUACCACCUACCACAGGAGUUUGGUGAUAAUGAACUGAUGCAGAUGUUCCUGCCCUUUGGGACGGUCAUCUCCUCUAAGGUGUUCAUGGACAGAGCCACCAACCAGAGCAAGUGCUUCGGCUUUGUGAGCUUCGACAAUCCAACAAGCGCGCAGGCCGCUAUCCAGGCCAUGAACGGCUUUCAGAUUGGCAUGAAGAGGUUGAAAGUGCAGUUAAAACGGCCGAAGGAUGCCAGCCGCCCCUACUGACACAGCCCCAACACACACGGAGCUCUCCUACAGCACAGGUUUUGAAAAGUGAAAUCUCAAAAGGAGCUUGAUUUUUUUUCUUUAAAAAUAAAUAAAACAAGAUAAAAAUAAAAAGAAGAUGAAAGGGUUUUUUUUUUCGAAGACAUAUCAGCAUAUCCUUAUGAAGACGUUCAUCUGAGAGAGAUGCCGGAGGAGCGGCACACUACAGACAAACUACAAGCAGCACAGAGUGAGAAAGUCAAAGCAGGAUCAUGGUGGGAAAUCCCAAAAGACAAGAACUUUUAAGCUACAGAACUUCUCUCGCUAAGACUGAGUCGACAAAUACGCAACAAACAAAAAAAAGAGCAGCAAGAACAACAUAGAUUUCUAUAUACAUAUUAUAUACACGUGCUAUAUUAUGGAAGAGGCGCUUCCAGCUUUUAACGGUACUGGACAAAUGAGGGUUAAAACUUGAAAAUCAAGGAAAAAGGCCGUGGAGGAAAAAAAAUGCUCUUUUUAACCACUGGCAGACCUUUCUCUUUCUCUGUUGUUCUCUUUCAACUGUCUUCAUGUCUCUGAGCAAGCGCAAGACUUUUGGCCUUCUGUGGUCACGGAGGUUUCCAGAGGUACAGUGCAACUGAAAAAUCUUUCACUCCAAGGGACCAAAGGACCAAAAACCUUUUUAUUGUUCGACAGUAAUAUAUAGUAUUAAUGAUGAUACUAAUACUACAAACUACUACUUAAUGAUGUUACAUGUUUGAAAAAAAACAACAAAAAAAAUCUUAAGAUGAAAUACUUGCUUCAGGUUGGAAGAGGAAAGAGAUUUUGAUUUCUUUUCCUUUUACAUUUAUAACUACUGGGUUUCAGAAUAUUUAAACAAAAUAGAAAAAAAGAAGAAGAAAAAAAAGUAUUUUAAAAGCUAUACUAUUUUAGAGGAGUAGUAUAUGUGGAUGGGAGAUUGUUAAGGGCGCGUUCAGUUAUAUUUCAUCAGUAGGGAUUUAAACUCUUUAUCUGGGACGCGUGGCACUGACCCACUGCCUUUCAGCUCCACGUCUGACCUUCACAUUCACUCAGACAUUCAAUUUAAGCACAUGUGCCAGAGAAAUUACACUCACUGACACUUACACUCACUGAACUGGCCAAAAGUUAUAGUAAUAGUUAUACUACUAUACUAGUUAUAGUAUAGUAAUAGUUAUAGUAUAGUAUAUAUAAGUAAACAGACAUUAAAAUAGUGAGUAGUAUCUACAUUUUCUUUGGACAAACCACAUAGGAUAAAAUGCAUCAGCAACACGGUUAAGUAAGUAGUUCAGGCAUUAUGAAAUGCACACAAUUUCCCCAAUUACACAAACAUAAUCUAUCAUUCAGAACUUGUAUUAUUUCUGAAGUUUGCAUCUUUAGUUUUGCACCAACAUUAGACUCCUUGCUCCUUAAAAAUUAAUUCACCCUUUUACUCAAAUUAUAGGACAAAAUGACAAGAUAACAUGUCAGAACUACUCAGCUAGACAAGCUCUUUCCAGUCCUUCCAGUCCUAAAAAGCCCUGCAAGUAAUUGUGAAAGAAAAAUUUAUUUUUUAAAAAUCCAUCCUUUACUUUAUAACCUCUUAAUGUCACAACUUUCUUUCAGUCUUUGAUUCUCAUUUAAGACUAGUGUUAGUGUAUAGUUCCCACUACAACACAAGUAUUGCCUGCAUGUACACGUUCGCUUUGUUUGCCACAGUCUAUUUUCAUGGACAUUGAUUCAAUUUGAAAUUUAAUAUUUUAAUCUAG
This is a messenger RNA of Ictalurus punctatus (channel catfish), 3589 nucleotides long. It is a transcript of the gene celf5a, whose product is annotated as cugbp, Elav-like family member 5a. Lineage: Eukaryota; Metazoa; Chordata; Actinopteri; Siluriformes; Ictaluridae. Bases 225 to 1844 code for a protein of 539 amino acids. Gene Ontology annotation, cellular component: ribonucleoprotein complex; cytoplasm; nucleus. The transcript is spliced from 12 exons. Gene Ontology annotation, biological process: regulation of alternative mRNA splicing, via spliceosome; mRNA splice site recognition. Gene Ontology annotation, molecular function: mRNA binding. The record is from RefSeq and is a predicted model, not a curated record.